Messenger RNA from Branchiostoma floridae (Florida lancelet), 1250 nucleotides. Its product is annotated as protein canopy homolog 2-like. Gene Ontology annotation, cellular component: endoplasmic reticulum. The record is from RefSeq and is a predicted model, not a curated record. The transcript has 5 exons. Bases 162 to 842 code for a protein of 226 amino acids. Lineage: Eukaryota; Metazoa; Chordata; Leptocardii; Amphioxiformes; Branchiostomatidae.
CGGAAACAAUCAUUACAUCCGGUGACCUGAGAAACGCCGGGCUAAAAAAUUAAUGCGGAAAACAGAAGUACUUCGCAAUUUACAAUCUUUUCGGGUUGAAAAUAAGCGUUUCUCUUGCAUUUUUUUGGUCAGAAUCUGUCAGUGAAAAGUUCGGUAGCAGAAUGUUGAUGAACUUUGGCGAGGUUUUGACGGUUUUAGCGCUAUUUUGGGUGUUUUGUUCGGCGAAGAGAGACGCAGAGUUAUACUGUGGAGCUUGCCAUGUCCUAGUAGAUGAGAUAGACUAUGCUAUCAGACAGAUCGACCCCAGGAAAACCAUCCAGGUCGGGAGUUUCAGGGUGGAUCCAAAAGGCAACCAGAAAACAUGGGAGAUCCCAUAUGCCCGAUCGGAGGUUUACCUAACCGAGCUUGUUGAGACAGUUUGUGAGAAGAUGAACCAGUAUGCACAGAGCACAGACCCAGACACCCAGAAGAAGAGCUAUGUCAGGACCAGCUCCAGAAAUGGAGAAACUCUCUCCCUCUCCAACAUCUCUAUGAACCAGGAUAUCAGCAAGGCACUCAGGUUUGCAUGUGAGUCCAUUAUUGAAGACUUUGAGGAUGACAUGGUGAAGCUGUUCUCCAAAGAAGGACCAAAGCUACAUGAGCUACAGAACAGUCUCUGCAUGGAAACAGCAGAGCUAUGUUCUGAACCGGCAUCUGAGAAACAAGUGACAAAACCAGCGGCAGAAAGAGCGGAAGCAGAAACAACAGAAGCUGAAACAACCGAGACCGAGGGUACAGAACCAGAAAACACCGAAUCGGAAGGAACCCAACCCGAGGCAACGGAGGCUCGCGAAGACUUGUGACCCCCUCUGGCACACUUAUUGUAUUCAUAAUCAUUCCACAUUAAAGUUGUUUUGUCUUGAAUUUUUGUCUAAAUGUUAAUUGUAUAAAAUUGAUCACUCUUAAGUCUUUUAGUAUAUGUUUGUAAAUUUCACAGUUGCUCUAAAGAAAUGGCUGGAAUACCUUCUCUCCUCCAAUCUUAGAUCUUGUGUCACUGUAUUUACUUGUGUUAUAAACAUAUGAAACGCCGACAACAAGAUGGGUAUAUUUGUAUAAACUGCAUUACCAACAAAGUAAAUGACAUCUUGUCAUUUUUGAAUACCCCAUUCUUUUAGUUAAAUGUUUAUUCUCUUUGCUGCCGUAUACUUAAUGAUAUCUUUUAGUAGUACUGUAUUAUUGUGAAUGGAAAUAAAACAAUCUUUGAGAGAAAA